Caenorhabditis elegans is the source of this 1327-nucleotide messenger RNA. It is a transcript of the gene kat-1, whose product is annotated as Acetyl-CoA acetyltransferase homolog, mitochondrial. The transcript has 6 exons. NCBI's taxonomy places the organism in Eukaryota, Metazoa, Nematoda, Chromadorea, Rhabditida, Rhabditidae. Gene Ontology annotation, molecular function: acyltransferase activity, transferring groups other than amino-acyl groups; acyltransferase activity. Gene Ontology annotation, cellular component: mitochondrion. The record is from RefSeq and is marked reviewed. Bases 2 to 1225 code for a protein of 407 amino acids.
AAUGUUGUCAUCGUCUGGACACGCAAUUCGCCGCGGAAUCACCACAUCUGCUGCACUAUCAAACAAACAUGCUUUCAUCGUCGGAGCCGCCCGUACACCUAUUGGAUCAUUUCGUUCUUCUCUCUCUUCGGUAACUGCUCCAGAGCUCGCCUCGGUUGCCAUCAAAGCAGCAUUGGAGCGUGGAGCAGUGAAGCCGAGUUCAAUUCAGGAGGUGUUCCUUGGUCAAGUCUGUCAAGCAAAUGCUGGUCAAGCUCCCGCUCGUCAAGCAGCUCUUGGAGCCGGACUCGAUCUUUCGGUUGCUGUUACCACCGUCAAUAAAGUGUGCUCUUCUGGGCUGAAAGCAAUCAUUCUUGCUGCCCAGCAAAUUCAAACCGGUCAUCAAGAUUUUGCCAUUGGCGGAGGAAUGGAGAGCAUGUCACAAGUACCAUUUUAUGUUCAAAGAGGAGAGAUCCCAUAUGGUGGAUUUCAAGUGAUUGAUGGAAUCGUCAAAGACGGACUGACCGAUGCUUAUGAUAAAGUUCACAUGGGAAACUGCGGAGAGAAGACUUCAAAAGAAAUGGGAAUUACACGUAAAGACCAAGACGAAUAUGCUAUCAACAGCUACAAAAAGUCAGCUAAAGCAUGGGAGAAUGGAAAUAUCGGACCAGAAGUGGUGCCAGUGAACGUCAAAUCAAAGAAGGGAGUCACGAUUGUUGAUAAAGAUGAAGAGUUCACAAAAGUCAAUUUCGACAAGUUCACCUCGCUGAGAACUGUUUUCCAGAAAGACGGAACUAUCACUGCUGCUAAUGCUUCAACAUUGAACGACGGUGCAGCUGCUGUCAUUGUUGCCUCACAGGAAGCAGUUUCCGAGCAAAGCUUAAAGCCUCUGGCCCGAAUUUUGGCUUAUGGAGAUGCCGCCACGCACCCACUCGAUUUCGCUGUAGCACCAACUUUGAUGUUCCCAAAAAUUCUUGAAAGAGCAGGAGUGAAGCAAUCAGAUGUUGCUCAAUGGGAAGUUAAUGAAGCCUUCUCAUGUGUUCCCCUUGCUUUCAUCAAAAAACUAGGAGUCGAUCCAUCCCUUGUGAACCCACAUGGAGGAGCUGUUUCAAUUGGUCACCCCAUCGGAAUGUCCGGAGCCCGCCUCAUCACUCAUCUUGUGCACACACUCAAAAGUGGCCAAAUCGGAGUUGCUGCCAUUUGCAAUGGAGGUGGUGGCUCAAGUGGAAUGGUUAUCCAGAAAUUAUAGAUUUAUAAUUUAACUUUUUUCGUUUAAAGUUUGUUACCUUUUUUCACGAUUAGCUUGUAUUUAUGUAUUUUUCGCUCAUAUCGAAACUCCGGUAAAUAGAUU